CAGCAAACGGAAGUGUGUGUGUUAUUGAAGGAGCAGCUGGUGCUAUAGAGCUGCAGAAGGAUGUUAAUGUGUGAACGGGACAAAACCGCGGCGGUUAAUUUAUUAGCGUAAGUCAUGAAUGGACUACGAGUUGCUUCGGUCACUGGGAGCUGACAGUCAGAAGAGUGACUGAGUUUGAAUGUUUUAUAAAGCAGGCGAACAGCUGGCGUGUUCAUGAACAGUGAUGGAGUUGUCUCAGAGGGACAGGCUGUCGGAGCUGGUGGAGGAGCUGACCACAUCAGGACAGCCACAGCUCAACCAGGACAAGAUGAAGGAAAUCAAAAAAAUCUGCAAAGGGUCUAAUGACUGCAUAGACCACGUGUACCACUCAGUGAUGUCCCAGCUCAACCAGGAACAUGCAGAGAUCCGACUGUCUGCCUUACAGAUAGCCAGUGAGCUCUUCUCCAGAUCACAUCACUUUAGAACCCUGCUGGUGGACAACUUCCAGGAGUUCUUGGAGUUGACAGUUGAGACUGACUCGGAGCAGCCACUGCCCCCUCCUAAAGAAGUAGCCCGGAAACUGAGGUCACUGGCCAUCCGGGCUGUCCAAUCAUGGCAGGCCUCUUAUGGGACGGCGUAUAAGAAGUUAGCUCUGGGCUACCACUUUCUCAAACAGGUUAAGAAGGUGGACUUCCAGGAUGCUGAGGCCAGGACGGUAGCAGAGAGGAGGAGGGAUGAGGAGAGACAGAGGAAGAUGGAGAGGAUCUACAAGGAGAGAGUGGAGGCAGCCUCCACAGACAUGGAGGAGUCCUACCCAGACAUUGAGGCAACACUGACAGAGAUGGAAACCUGUAUGAGGCUGCUUCUCCCCGAGUUUGACCUUACAGGCAUCCAGACAACCAAUAGCAGCCCCCCAAUCUCCCAAACAGCCCAUGAUUGUCCACCAGUCCACGAACAGCCCUGCUGCAGCAAAGACCUGAAGGAUGACGGGAGUGAAAGAAUGAUAGAAAAGAAGGAGGAGAGCAAGGAAGAAAAGAAAAACGAUGGAGGGGAAGAAGAGGGGAAGGAGAGGUCUGAUGAUGAGGAGAGGGGGGAUAAAGAGAGGAGCGAUGGGCAUGAGCAGGAGGAGGUAAAGGGACAGGAAGAAGAAGAAAAUGAGGAAGAUCAGGAGGGAAGUAGUGAAGAGGAGGAGGAGGAGGAGGAGGAGGAGGAGAAGAAGCAUCUUGAUAAAGACUUGUUUAUUCGGAACUCUGGGCUCAUCUCUCACGCCUACAGUCUGGACCUGAACCUCAGUCCUGGUCUUCAUGUUAAGGAGACUGAGGACAAUGAGGCGGUGGUUUCCACGGUGAUAGACCUCCACAAACUGAUAAAAACCAAACACCUACCUGCUGUGCAGGGCUGGGUUCAGGUCUUCACCAAGUCAGGUGCUGAGGAGCAGCUGUUGAGAAGAGCACUGGAUCUGAAGAAGUCUUUAGAAGCUGCCCUGGAGAAACACAAAGAGCUUCACAUUGAUUAUAAGACCAGGAUGCGCAGAGUGAUGAAGGCCUCUUCAGACGGAGAUGAAGAGGACGACGAUGAGGAUGAUUUCGAUGAGGUUCCAGAGAAGGAGGGUUAUGAGCCGCACAUUCCAGAGCAUCUACGAGCCGAGUAUGGUUUGGAUCCAACUCCUUCCACCUCAACAGCACCACUCCCAAAUAAACCUCCUGCUAAAAGACCUGCAGCUCCACCCCCUCUGUCCUCCACCUCCUCCCCCCCGUCCUCCUCCAGGCGGCUAAAGCGACUCACAGAGGAGGAGCAGGAUCCAACAUGUGCAGCCGCUACGCUGCGCCUCCUCAGACAGAACCUCCCUCCGCCUGCAGAACCCAGCAGCAGCUCCUCAGGUCCCAGUUCAGACCAGUCCAGUUCAGACCAGAAGGCUGCUGAUGCUCCUGUGGUUCCAUUUGGUUUAGACCUGUACUACUGGGGCCAGGAGCAGCCCAACGCUGGCAAGAUCAUCAAGUCUGCCUCUCAGCAUCAGUUCUGGGUUCACGCCGAGGUGGAGGAGGAGGUGGAGAACAAGGAGCUCCUGGCAGAGAGCAGGAGCAGAUACAUCUCCUUUCCUGGGAGCUUCACUCCUGUCAGCCAUCACUGCAGAGCUCCACUGGGCAACGGAAACCUGUGUCAGAGGCAGGACCGCCACAAGUGUCCAUUCCAUGGCCGGAUCGUUCCUCGAGACCAGGAGGGUCGACCCUGCAGGCGGGAGGACCGACUGAGGGAGGAGCAGGAGGAGAGGAGGAAGAGGGAGGAGCAGCCUGACUGGCGUGAUGCAGAUCUGAUGCGAGACAUCGAGGCGGCAACCGGAGAAGACCUGGGUUCCGACAGGGUGGGCAAAAAAGGGAAAGGGAAGAAGAAGAAAUACCCCCACCUCAGUGAUCUGAAGCAGAGCGCCAACACGUCCCGCUCCAGGCUGGAGAAGAAAGUCUUCAACAAGAGCACCAUGCGCAGAGUAGCUGAGGUGCUGAGUAAAGCCGACAGCAGAAAACACGACAAGUUCUCUAACCAGUUCAACUACGCUCUCAAGUGACCUCCGACCACAUGAAUAUUAUAUUAUUUAACUUAUUGAUGUGCACAUACAGUAUCUGAAGAGAUCAAUAUGAUAUUUAAAACACAAUUAAGUAUCAGAAAAUACAAAUGGAAUUUCUUUUGGUCUAAUUCUUCAGCUGAAUCUUGCCUUUGUAUCAGCCAAAUCCAGUUUUCAUUAUGUGUAACUGAAUUUUUACUCUUUUUCCCUAGUAUUUUCUAGCUGAAUGUGUUGUUUGUAUUUGUUUAAAGCUGUGUGUCCUAAAUAAACAUGAGGCAGGUUAAAAAGAUUUGUGCCACAAGUAAACUGUAAAUCUUUCCCCAGC
Molecule: messenger RNA, 2864 nt
Organism: Morone saxatilis (striped sea-bass)
Lineage: Eukaryota; Metazoa; Chordata; Actinopteri; Moronidae
Gene: uvssa
Product: UV-stimulated scaffold protein A
Exons: 15
Coding region: 224-2542 (772 amino acids)
Biological process (GO): transcription-coupled nucleotide-excision repair; response to UV
Cellular component (GO): chromosome
Molecular function (GO): RNA polymerase II complex binding
Source: RefSeq, a predicted model, not a curated record